Messenger RNA from Carassius gibelio (silver crucian carp), 6353 nucleotides. It is a transcript of the gene irs1, whose product is annotated as insulin receptor substrate 1. Gene Ontology annotation, molecular function: phosphatidylinositol 3-kinase binding; insulin receptor binding. The transcript has 2 exons. Gene Ontology annotation, biological process: insulin receptor signaling pathway. NCBI's taxonomy places the organism in Eukaryota, Metazoa, Chordata, Actinopteri, Cypriniformes, Cyprinidae. Bases 612 to 3902 code for a protein of 1096 amino acids. Gene Ontology annotation, cellular component: cytosol; plasma membrane. The record is from RefSeq and is a predicted model, not a curated record.
AGUCUCAACUCCUCCAUACAAAUAUACACGAGCGGUUCCUUGUUUUGGUCUGUUACGGAAUCGCAAAAAAAGAAAACUCAGCGAGUUUUGGAGGAACUUAUGCAGCGGUUCAAACGGACUUGGUACGUUUCCGUUGUAAAUAACGGUCAGAUGCACACUUUGCGUCGGUGCUUUGUGUAAUUGCACUUUUGGGGUUUUUGCAGACAACGCUUUGAUCUCUCGGGUAAAUGGGGUCGUGCGCUGCUGACUGCGCUUGUUUUGAUAAUGCAUUCGGAUCUCCGGACUGAAAAGGACACUGUUUUGUAAUUUUUGCUGUUUUGUUUUUAAACUUGGUGCUCCCCGGUACUUGCAAUAUUUUUGAGGAUGUCCGAUGGAUUAUUUAAACUUAGUUUUAACAAUGUAAUGCUGCUGAAAAAAAUACCUAGUGUACUACGGUAUCGAUGAACUGUUAUAAUUGAAGCUCUUCUCGGAGUGCACAAUUGUGACCUGUUUAAAGUGCUAUUUUUCUAAAUGGAACUAUUUUUAUCUCCGCGCUCACAUUUGGCGAAGAUUACAUGCAUACGGCUUUGACUUUAGAUCCUGCAGUUUUUCUAUAAUUAAUUUUUUAUACCAUGGCAAGCCCCACCACGGAGCAAGGAUGUUUUUCAGACGUGAAGAAGGUGGGUUAUUUAAGGAAACCCAAAAGCAUGCACAAAAGGUUUUUUGUACUGAGGGCGGCGAGCGCCUCCGGACCGUCCCGACUGGAGUACUAUGAAAACGAGAAGAAGUGGAGACAUAAAUCUGGAGCACCGAAAAGGUCCAUUCCGCUGGAGAGCUGCUUUAACAUCAAUAAAAGAGCGGAUUCUAAAAACAAACAUCUCGUCGCGCUUUAUACCAAGGAUGAGUACUUCGCCAUCGCUGCUGACAGCGAGGUAGAGCAGGAGUCGUGGUAUCAAACCUUGGUUGAUCUUCAUAACAGAGGUAAGGUCCACGAAACUGCCGCGGCCCGCGGAGUUGGCGAGGAUAAUUACGGCGAAGCCACGCCGGGACCUGCCUUCAAAGAGGUUUGGCAGGUUAUUUUGAAACCAAAGGGUCUGGGUCACACAAAGAACUUGAUUGGUGUUUACAGAUUAUGCCUCACCAAUAAGACUAUCAGUUUUGUGAAACUCAAUUCUGAUGCGGCUGCUGUGGUCCUGCAGUUAAUGAACAUUAGAAGAUGUGGUCACUCUGAAAAUUUCUUUUUCAUUGAAGUCGGGAGAUCUGCUGUGACGGGGCCUGGGGAGUUUUGGAUGCAAGUGGAUGACUCCGUUGUGGCUCAGAACAUGCAUGAAACUCUACUAGAAGCCAUGAAAGCCAUGAGUGAGGAGUUCAGACCCCGCAGCAAAAGUCAGUCAUCUUCCAAUUGCUCAAACCCCAUCUCAGUGCCUGUCAGGAGGCAUCAUAACAACAAUCCUCCCCCAAGUCAAGUUGGCUUGGGCAGGCGCUCUCGGGCAGAGAGUGUGACAACCACUUCUCCAGUUAGACCUGGCAAACACAGCCAUUCGUUCAGAGUGAGAGCGUCCAGUGAUGGGGAGGGCACCAUGUCCAGGCCGGCUUCAGUGGAUGGGAGUCCAAGCAGUCCGAGCACAGCCCGACCUCAAUCACAGCGACACAGGGGUGGAUCCUCCAGACUUCACCCUCCACUCAAUCACAGCAGAUCAAUCCCCACGCCCACCUCACGUUGCUCCCCCUCAGCCAUCAGCCCUGUCAGCUUGUCUUCCAGCAGCACCAGCGGACAUGGAUCCACAUCUGACUGCCUCUUUCCACGGCGCUCUAGUGCCUCCAUAUCUGGAUCGCCCAGUGAUGGCGGAUUCAUCUCCUCGGAUGAAUAUGGAUCCAGCCCAUGUGACUUUCGAAGCUCCUUCCGUAGUGUGACUCCAGACUCGCUUGGUCACACGCCACCUGCAAGAGAGGAGGAGAUAAACAAUUACAUCUGCAUGGCCAAGCCUGGUUCACUUCCUGGUUCCGGGAGCCAAUCGCGUAGCCAAUCUAGGGGAACGCCAUCAAGACUGGAUGAGCCCGAGCUGGAGAAAUGUUUCCGGAAGAGAACACAUUCUUCUGGUGCGUCACCGCCAACGCCGUGCCAUCAAAAAACUCCCUCACAAUCGUCUGCUACUUCGCUGGAGGAAUAUACUGUAAUGAUGCCCACAUACCCAAGAAGCCGCUCUGCAUCGUCAUCAUCGUCAUCAUACAGGCACUCCUUCAUGCCAACACAUUCAUACCCAGAGGAAAGUAUAGACACUUCACAAGCUAAAGACCACAGUAGACCAGAUCACAAAGAUGACGGCUACAUGCCCAUGCUGCCAGGAGUUGCGCCUGCGACCCCAACAGCGAAGAGCGGUGACUACAUGCCCAUGAGUCCAAAAAGUGUGUCUGCACCACAGCAAAUUAUCAACCCCCGGCAACACUCGCAUGUUGACUCUAAUGGUUACAUGAUGAUGUCACCAAGUGGCAGCUGCUCUCCAGAUGGCACAACAAACUAUGGCAAGAUCUGGACUAAUGGCGUCAACCCUAAGCUCUCCGUAGAGAGCAUGGAAGGUAAAGUGUCAUCUUGUGGAGAUUACAUAAACAUGUCCCCGGCUAGUUGUUCAACGACCAGCACACCUCCAGACUGUUUUUUCAACCCUGUAGAAGAUCAUCCCAAGCCAAUGUACGCUUACUUCUCUUUGCCCCGCUCCUUCAAACAUGCCAACAGAAAGCAGGAUCAGAGCCCUCUUCGGAUAUCACUGGGCUCAAGUCGAUUGGCGUAUGCCGACUCUUCCUCGUCUUCAGCGAGCAGCGACAGCUUGGGUGGUCAAGGCAACUCGCAGCAGUCUGCUGUCAAACCCAAAAGGACAGAGAGCAACGGGAGGCUGACACGUCCGACACGGCUGUCACUGGACGCUAGCAAAGCAAGUACUCUUCCACGAACACGUGAGAGUCCCUUCCCCACAGAGCCCAAAAGUCCUGGCGAGUAUGUCAACAUUGAAUUCAACAGCAAGGCGUUUUCGGCGAGCUUGGCGUCACUGGAAGUGGAUGCUGAGGCCCAAUCAGAUCUUUCAUCAUCGGAGUACAUGAACAUGCAGUUGGGGUCGAGGCAAGCUGGGCGUUUGUGCCCAGAAAUGCAGAUUUCCACUUCCUGUUCGGACUAUGCCAUAAUCACUCCAUCAAACUCUGUAUCCUCCCCUCCACUGCCCUGUGAGAGCAUAUGUAGCCGUGACUACAUCAGUAUGCAGUUAGCAUCCUGCACUAGCUUUCCAGAUCCUCGAAUGAUGCUGAUGACCGAGGCCUUGCCGGAUGCAGAUGAUGCCCCUCCUUGUUCUGUAUCACCCAAUCAUGAUGUGACAACAUUAAGUGGUGUUCCAGGAAGACCAGUUCUGAUCGGACCCUUGUCAGGUCUAAGUGCAUUCACACGAGUAAACUCCACUUCUGGGCGGAACCAAGGGGCUAAAGUAAUCCGGGCUGACCCACAGGGUCGACGGCGACACAGUUCAGAAACUUUUGCUUCAACUGCAACCAGAGGGACAGUUGACACUUCGGCCACCUGUCAAUCAGGGGAUGUGAAGCGCCACAGCUCCGCCUCUUUCGAGAAUGUGUGGUUAAGACCCGGUGAGGCCUCUGCUGCUUCUGCCGGUCCACCUGCAUCUACAGUAACCAAUGGACGAAGGGAAAACACUUCAGGCCCAAUUCCCACACUAAAAAACCAUGACCAGAACGGCCUGAAUUACAUCGAUCUGGAUCUGGUGCAGAAUGGAGAGCAGCAUGUUCCAGACUGGAAUGCGUUCCAAUCUCGGCCAGUGGAGCUGGGAGCUGUCGAAGGCAUAGAAGAGCUCAGUGCCUACGCCAGUAUAAACUUCCCCAAAUCAGAUGAGACCAGAGGGAAUCUCACAAGCAGAGAAGAAUGAAGAGUAGAAAGCUGCCGUUUCUUCAGCAUCAAGACUCAAAAUCUCUCCCCGUUCACCACAAGCCGGACCUCAGAAAACUGGACCUCAAUAAACUCACUAACCUCAUUUUCCAGAACCACAUUAUCACCCGGACGCUACCGAAACCAUAUGGACAAAACAGACCUCAUAACAUCACAUAUCCGGACCUCACAAAUGCUGGAUUCCACUAACCAUAAAUCUGUCACAACCGGACUUUCACUGUGCGCACCUCUUCUUCAGACAUUACUGUCCAACUCGAUACAAAUCAAUUUCUACCAUCACAUGUGGUAAAACAGCACCUUUCGAGCAAAAGGGCAAUGGUACUGCAGUAGUAGUUGUAGUUUUUCAAGCAAUGUUACAUUAAUAAUAUUUAUGUAAAUGAUGGUACCUAACUAGUACCCAAUGUACAACAAUUCUGGUACGGGGAUGCUUUACGAAGCAGCCAUAUUGUUUUGGGUUUGUACGACAGUCCCCAACAGUGUUGAUUGUUCCCAUUUCCUUCAGUACUGCCAGAUAUUUCCAUUACAUAUGGGGUUACACGUUUUUAUACAGAUCUCAAUUAGACUUUUUUAUACACCCAGUACGAACAACCUCAAACACCCCGACCUCACCUCAGGGUUUUUGAAAGAGUUUACACACACACUGUGUUUCAGCACUGUGAGCCAUGACUGACCUCAUGCUGCCAAACACACACUGUGAUGUCUGUCAAACCCGUGUUUCAUUUCAUACUUGGUCACAUUACAGCCCGUGCAAUUGUAAUAAUAAGCAUGGAUCUCACGGAGUUUAUAUUGGCCUCCAAACAGAACUACACCCCCAAUUUUUUUUUUUUUUUUAUGUAUAAUUUGCAUAUAUCUCAUAUAGAGUAUAUAUGGCUUCCAAACAGAACUAUGAAAUACUUUGGUACUAUACUAUUUUUAUUUCUUUUUUUUAUUAUUUCCUUUUUUUUAAUCACAUUUUUUAAACCUUUUUUUAUUUUGAAUAAUUUUUUUUUCAAAGCUAUUUGCGCGAGUGUGCUUAGCGUGAAUCAAAUUUUACAUUAUUUCCUGAAGAACAAUACAGUUGGGAUUUUGUGAAUGAUGCGGGGUGUACAUUUUGUAUUAUUAUUAUUAUUAACGACACAAAUUGAGGCCUUACAGUCCUGGUUGGGCUCAAUAAAGAGCUUAUUCAAGCAAUCACAUUCAUGGGUGUGUAAAUCCCAUGACUGAACUAACGUUUUUGAUCAGAUUGUAUCACCAGUAGUUGGUCAAACUGAACAAAAAAUCUUGCACAAGAAUGUGCCAUAACCGUUUAGUAUGAUACGUCUAAACCUUGUUUGUAGUGCAAGUUGAUUUUAAAAGUUAUGUUUUUUUUUUUUUUUUUUUUUUUCACUUCAAGCAUCCUGCUGUUAAACCUUGGAAGCCAGUCAAAGUUGCUCGCAACUUUUUUUAGGCUGUUUUAAUUCAUUACAGUUAUAUCUUUAUUUCAUAUGGUUUCUUUUUUCUUAUAAUAACUCUUGCUGGGGCAAUGGUAAGCUCACAGCAACAGGUUUAAAAAAAAAACUCAAUGUCUCAUGUUUGCUGCUGAAAUGAAACAAACAAUGAACAAUCUGUAAAUUAUUGAAUAUAUAGAAAUGUUCUUGGUUCUCUUUUAAGAGUUAAAGUAUUUAACAUUUCAUGGUUGGUGUUUCAUUAUAGUUUUUUUGCCUUCAGAAUCUCGACACCUUUUUAAAAUGUGUCCACUGUUCUUAAGUUCAAUCUUUUUUUGUGGGGAUUUUUUGCUUUUAUAGUAAAAUGUGUAAUCCAACCUUUUUGAGAGAAUGGUACGGUUCUAUAGAGUUUCCAUAAUUUUGUAAAAGAUGCUUAUUAAUGUAACAUGCACAUCAGGGACUUUUUCACUUUUCCCACCAACUCCGGAUGGAAUUGCUUUUGGAAACCUGUUACACUUGUGGUUCCCUGAGCUCUGAUUGGCUGUGACAGUGGUGUCCCUGAAACCUGAUAGGCUGUUCUAAAGGUUGCCUGUCAUUCGAUAGGUUACAGUUGUCGAUUUAGCACCCUGCGGUUAUGUUAUGAUACAGGGUGUGGGGCAUCACUCUUCCCACCAUUAAGUGGCCAAACCUUCGACAUCUCAACCAAACUUGUUCUCCUUUGUAAAUAAUGUAUUGUAUAAAUGAAAACCGAUGAUUGGUGGAUACUGGACUGACCAGGGAUGUUUGGUUUUAUAGAUGCUCAAAGCAAGCAAAUGAUUGGUCCUCUUGAAUGAAUGAAUGAAUUCAAACAUGUAAACAAUAUGAGUGUAUGUACAAAUGAAUGGACAUGUAAACAAAUAUGUUUGUUUUCAAUGAAUGAAAUGGCCAGCAGUAAAGAGGGCUGUGUAAACCCCCACACCCUAUUUAGAAGAAUGGUAUCUUCUGGAACCUUGACGUGUAAUAAAGUAGAAGCGCUUAUCUUUUCUGAA